AUGACUCUGGCACCGUAUAAGGGAAUCGGGGAUUCUAAAGUUCAUGUCACAAAGUUCGAGUCCAUGAUGUUCCUCAACAGCAAUUCUGAUCCCAUCCUCUGCCGAUCCUUUCCGACCUUUUUAGAUGGAGCCGCCUUACUUUGGUUUUCUAAUAUGCCUGCAGGGUCUAUAACAAGCUUCGACGAAUUCGCGAAGAUGUUCAUCAACCACUUCGCUGCAUCCAAAAUCUAUGUGAGAGACUCGGAUUACCUCAGCACGAUCAAACAGGGACCACAUGAAAGCCUAAAAGACUAUAUGACGCGCUUCACGACGGCAGCUAUAGAGAUCCCCGACCUCAACCCAGAGGUACAGCUGCAUGCAAUAAAAAGUGGCCUCAGACCUGGGAAGUUCCAGGAAGCCAUCGCUGUAGCAAAGCCGAAAACACUAAAGGAAUUCCGAGACAAGGCGAUCGGGCAAAUCGAAAUAGAAGAACUCCAUGAAACCCGAAGGAACGAGAAACCGACAUCCAGAAGGGAAGAGGAAAGACCAUACAAGUCCCAGAACAGAGACCUUAAAAAACCUUUCAAGAUGGACCUGAAGUUCGAUUCGUACACCAGAUUCAACACCAGAAGAGAAGACAUCAUCAAAGAAAUCUUUCACAACAAGCUCAUCAAACCACCAAGUCGAGCAAGUACAUACCAAGACCAAAGGUAUGUCGACAAAACCAAGCACUGCGCUUUCCAUAAAAAAUUCGGCCACACCACGGAUGAGUGCGUAGUGGUCAAGGACACUCUGGAAAGGCUGGCGCGACAGGGCUUGCUAGACAAAUACAUCGGUAGAUGA
Messenger RNA from Arachis duranensis, 822 nucleotides. RefSeq lists its product as uncharacterized. The coding region runs from base 1 to 822 and encodes 273 amino acids. NCBI's taxonomy places the organism in Eukaryota, Viridiplantae, Streptophyta, Magnoliopsida, Fabales, Fabaceae. The transcript has a single exon. The record is from RefSeq and is a predicted model, not a curated record.